Molecule: messenger RNA, 1585 nt
Organism: Hypoxylon fragiforme
Lineage: Eukaryota; Fungi; Ascomycota; Sordariomycetes; Xylariales; Hypoxylaceae
Product: Metallo-dependent phosphatase
Exons: 4
Coding region: 305-1537 (410 amino acids)
Biological process (GO): peptidyl-serine dephosphorylation; G1/S transition of mitotic cell cycle
Cellular component (GO): cytoplasm
Molecular function (GO): protein serine/threonine phosphatase activity
Source: RefSeq, a predicted model, not a curated record
AACAUUGAAGCUUACCUACAUAGGUUCAAGACUAGGUACAUUCCAAAUUACCAAAAUUACCAACUACCAACUCCAAGACUACGUCAAAGGGUCUAGAUCACGAAACUCAUCUGCUAUCGGUUUCGCAAUCUAUUUCUUUGCACGAUUGUUGUCGGCAAUUCCUCGUUCGCAGACGUUCGCAGACACAGACAUUGAAUUCUCGAUUCCCCGCCGAUCACCCCGCUGAAGGUUGACUGCGCCAUACUCCGUUUUGCUGUUUGUCAAGGCAAUUAGUUCUGUUUUAUUCGCCUAUACAGCCUAGGCAAUGGGUUCCAACCGCGUUGCCGUCCCGAAGCCGGGACCGGCCAAGUUAACUCCGGGAUCUGGAUUAGAUGAAUGGCUGGAGCAAGCAAAACAAUGCCGAUAUCUCCCAGAGCCAGUAAUGAAGGAGCUUUGCGAAAUGGUCAAAGAAGUCUUGAUGGAAGAAUCCAACAUACAGCCCGUUGUUACUCCGGUCACUAUCUGUGGAGAUAUUCAUGGCCAAUUCUAUGAUCUUCUAGAGCUUUUCCGCGUUAGCGGUGGCAUGCCAGGCGAACCUGCUACCGAACUCCCUGCGACCUCGACUUCAGUAAUCACGUCUGCAGAUAUCGAACCACCUACCGAGAUUACCAACCCUAAGCUAAAGAAGAAAAUAAAGAAGCCCAAGAAUACACCUGGAGAGGUACCGAGCUUGCCUGGUGAUGAGUCUACGAACUCUGUCAACGUUGAAGAGGAAGAAGAGGAAGGAAACGAGUCAGGACUUUCUCCGCGCAACUCCUCAGAUGCUUCUCCACCAGUUACCAAUGCCGAUACUCGCUUCGUGUUUCUGGGAGACUUUGUCGACCGAGGCUACUUUAGUCUUGAGACAUUCACAUUACUCAUGUGUCUAAAGGCCAAAUAUCCGGACCGAAUUGUUCUUGUUCGUGGAAAUCACGAAUCUCGACAGAUUACACAGGUAUACGGAUUCUAUGAAGAAUGUCAGCAGAAGUAUGGAAAUGCGUCGGUUUGGAAGUCUUGCUGCCAAGUGUUUGAUUUCCUGGUCCUAGCCGCUAUCGUGGAUGGCGAAAUACUUUGUGUCCAUGGAGGACUGAGCCCAGAAAUUCGCACCAUCGAUCAGAUUCGCGUGGUAGCCAGGGCGCAGGAGAUUCCUCAUGAGGGAGCCUUCUGUGAUCUUGUUUGGAGCGACCCCGAAGAGGUAGAGACGUGGGCUAUUAGCCCCCGAGGCGCGGGAUGGCUUUUUGGAGACAAGGUGGCUACAGAAUUCAACCACGUCAACGGCUUGAAGUUGAUCGCUCGUGCCCAUCAGCUCGUCAACGAGGGUUACAAGUACCACUUCCCACAAAACUCUGUGGUUACCGUCUGGUCAGCUCCGAACUACUGCUACCGCUGCGGAAAUGUGGCUUCGAUUAUGUCAGUGGAUAAGAACCUCGACCCGAAGUUUAGUAUCUUCUCGGCGGUUCCUGACGAUAUGCGACACGUGCCUGCGGGGCGACGCGGACCGUCUGAUUACUUCUUAUAAUUCAUUGUCACUAAAUGGCGAUUGCAAAUUUUGCGUCACGAAGUUUCA